UACUCUCUCUGUGGAAUCUUCAGCUUUGAGUUACUUCUGUCGGUUUAAACACUGUUUUUGUCGAUGAUCUUCGUUUAGGUUGGGGAGGAAUAUCUGUUUUAACUCGGCGUGGAGUGAAAAUUGACUCAGUCUAUGGUUUUUUUUCUUUUUUCUCUCUAGUCUGCCGUGAUUAGGGUUUUCCUUCAUGAAUUCGUGCAGGAAAUUCGAGAAUUAGCUCGCAUUUGGGGGCUGGUUUAUGCUUAAUUUUCUGGUUUGAUGGGGUUUUAGUGGGACAAGAAAGAGCUGCUGAAUCUGAGAAAUGUCGGGAGAGAACUUCAGUGCGAGCCUCCAGAAUCCCCCCGUUCCGUCGCCGCCGGUGAUGGAUAACUUGCGCUUGGCCUUCGGCGGCGACGGGGCGGUUCCCUACAAGCCAACCGCGGCGCCCGCUCCGGCCGCCGUCAACGGCGAGAUGGGCGGCGCCGUGGCGGCGGAGGGGCUGAACAUGAACGUGGUGGGAGAUCCGGUGAGGAAGAAGAGAGGGAGGCCGAGGAAGUACGGGCCGGAAGGAUCGAUCGCGUUGGCUCUCAACUCUGGGAGCGCAGGUCAUGCGGCCUUAUCGCCUGCCGGCGGAGGAUUCGGGUCUCCACCUCCUCCGCCGUCUCACGGUGGUUCUCCUACCUUUGCUGCUCCUCAGUCUGGAGAUUCAGGGUCGGCUAGUUUGACGAAAAGAAGGGGAAGGCCUCCUGGAUCUAGCAACAAGAAGCGGCGAGUGGGAGCUCCGGGAUCUGGUGGGAUGGGAUUUACGCCACAUGUGAUCACUGUUAAAGCUGGAGAGGAUGUAUCGUCUAAAAUAAUGUCAUUUUCCCAGAACGGUCCAAGGGCUGUUUGUGUAUUGUCUGCAAAUGGAGCUAUAUCUAAUGUGACACUUCGCCAACCUGCCACUUCUGGUGGUACUGUGACUUACGAGGGGCGUUUUGAAAUACUGUCACUUUCUGGAUCAUUUCUGCUAUCAGAUAAUGGUGGACAUCGCAGCAGAACUGGAGGUUUGAGUGUGUCUUUGUCUGGCCCAGAUGGUCGUGUUUUAGGUGGUGGGGUGGCGGGUCUUCUAACUGCAGCAUCCCCUGUUCAGGUUGUCGUGGGCAGUUUUAUGGCCGAAAGUCGUACCGAAAUGAAAUCGCCGAACCAAGUCGAGUCCUUUCUGGUUCCGGGAAAAUUUGCCCCUGGUGGAGUGUCGGUCGGGCCUAGUAGCCCACCAUCCCAUGGGACCCUCAGUGAAUCAUCUGGUGGGCCUGGGAGUCCUCUGAACCAGAGCACAGGCGUCUGCAACAACAGUAACUCACAAGGCAUGUCUAGCAUGCCAUGGAGGUAAACUAAAUUUGAACUGAUGCUGUGUCCAGUGUACUAGCAACUGUAGUGGCAUAUAAGUUGCUGACCCUUGUGUUUGCUGAUGUUGUAAGCUAGGGACAUGUAGCUUGAAGAACUUUAGGAGAUUAGUUUAAUAAGGGCGUGAGUCCUUGAAACCAGAUUUAGUAAAACUCCCUCUGUACUUCCGUCAUUAAAUGCCUUAGGAACUUGUCGCAAUGCUCUUAUCACUAGGAAAGAACUUCUAGGUAGGACGUUAUCGUUUUGUUAUGCUUCAGUCUGUAACCUUCGCCAUCGCGAUGUUGGAUCGUAACGCAAUAUGUACUUUCUUGAUCAACAUGAAUCAUUUGUCUAUC
Molecule: messenger RNA, 1697 nt
Organism: Rhodamnia argentea
Lineage: Eukaryota; Viridiplantae; Streptophyta; Magnoliopsida; Myrtales; Myrtaceae
Product: AT-hook motif nuclear-localized protein 10-like
Exons: 6
Coding region: 299-1348 (349 amino acids)
Molecular function (GO): minor groove of adenine-thymine-rich DNA binding
Source: RefSeq, a predicted model, not a curated record